This is a messenger RNA of Cajanus cajan (pigeon pea), 1384 nucleotides long. RefSeq names its product transmembrane epididymal protein (DUF716). NCBI's taxonomy places the organism in Eukaryota, Viridiplantae, Streptophyta, Magnoliopsida, Fabales, Fabaceae. The record is from RefSeq and is a predicted model, not a curated record.
UCGUGUAUGAACCAUAUUUGCUAGCUUCAUAUAUUUAAAUGAAGGAUUUGAGCUCAAAAAUGGUUGUCUUGUGAAGAGAAAAAAUUUAUCAUGGGAUCAUUUGUCGGACACACAGUGCAAGGGUCUGCAUUAGCCCUUCUUGGAUUAUGGCACACCAUCAACACCAUUAGAUCUUACCUUGUGAAGGGCCCUGCCAACUUCACUGUGAGAUUCUGGUACCAGUUUAACACCCCUCAGUCUAGACUCAAACACUUGGAGCUUGUUUCCAUUCUAUCCUUUUCAAUCCUUGCAAUUUUCAUGCAAAUUCUAGACUUCCCUCAUUUCCACUAUGCUUUCAAGCUUGAUAACUUUGAGCAUGCAACUAUGUUUAUACACCUUGCUUUGUUUGCUGGCUUCUCACUCUCCACCGAGUUGACUGAUUCACUUGACCUCUUCUCUGGCUUUGUUGGGAUACUUGCAUCCUCAGUGUUCAGUCAAGAACUCUUCCUUCUCCAUUUUCACUCCACAGACCAUGUUGGACUAGAAGGCCAUUACCACUGGCUGCUUCAGCUCAUAGUGCUUGUCUCACUUGUAUCAGCUUUGGCUGCAACCAUUUUUCCUAACAAUUUCAAUGCGGCUCUUGUGCUUUCCAUUUCAGUCAUCUUCCAAGGAUGUUGGUUUAUAAACAUGGGGUUUAUGCUAUGGAUUCCAGCUUUUGUCCCUGAAGGAUGUGUAAUGAAUUUGGCCAAGAUAAGUGGCCAUGAAGUCCUUGGAGCAGUUACUUGUGGCUCCAAAGAGGCUGAUUUUAGGGCCAGGGGAUUGGCCAACUUACAAUUCAGUUGGAUCCUUUCUACAAUUCUGAUAUUUGCCGGAAUCAUUUGCUUGAAACUUGCUAGAAAAUGUACCAUUACAACAAACCGGUUGGAAUAUGAGAGAAUUCAAACUAAAGGUGCAGAGUCAGCUUUGGCCAAUGAAGGUUUCAAGCAGGCCAGAUAAACUACCACAGUUUGUUAAACAGGCCUGAUGCUUGCAUUUUUAAGGUCUCAAGUGUAUAUAAGAGACCUGAGUUUAUGUAAUACAAUAACCUUCAGCGUACUUUAUUCUAGCCCAAGUUUAAAUAGAUGUCCAACAAUCUGUUGGGUUUUAUAACCUGUCAGGAAAUCUUCAGCUAUCUAUAUAAUGUUGGUAGACUUUAAAACUGUCUAGAGUCUAUUAAGUUACUGCUCUUUCUGUUGUGGACUCUUUCACUUAAAAAUGUAAGAAGCAUAAUAUCUUCAGAUCUUGAUUGCUUCACAAAUUCCCUAAUUUUAUAAGGAAUUAAGGAUGUUUCUGUUUAUCAGUUGACAGUUUAGUUUUGUUUGUUGUAUUGAUAACCUUUGAUAAAAAACCAUGAGGUUUUUCUUUU